Messenger RNA from Marchantia polymorpha subsp. ruderalis, 4549 nucleotides. The record is from the annotation of a GenBank genome assembly. NCBI's taxonomy places the organism in Eukaryota, Viridiplantae, Streptophyta, Marchantiopsida, Marchantiales, Marchantiaceae.
CCUUCCCGUCCAAGAAACCUCGUGCACGUCCUGGAGAUGGUCCAUCUGUCGGAACUCUACUGCGAGCCCUGCAGUCGCAACGAAUCGCGUUCAGGGAAUUUGUGAGACGCUCGAUCGUCUCUCUGGUCGACUCCCUUUGUUUUGUCGAGGCCGAGUUCCGACAAUUGUGCUGGUUGAUUUAGUCGUAUCAAAAUGCUCGCACAGGGCGCAGCUGUGAUUGAUGGGACGACAAAUCUCCUUCGUGUGUAUGAGAGGUGGAUGUUCUGUGGUCCAAAGAGUUUUUGAAGUGCUGAGUGCAUAGCCUUCGACCGAGUUUCACAAUUAUACGUCAUGCCGUCCUCAGUCUCCUACAUCUACUAAAUCUUGUCAUCUGUGAAUCGCCAAGAACGCAAAUGAGAGGGCCAAGUCACAUUGGAAGCCUUUCGAAGUGAGGAUAGAGUCAGCCGUGAAGUGGUUUGCCAACUUUGAAGUCCGAAGAGUGGAGAAGAAUCCGAUUGUACUCAGAGACUACUCAAAAGUGUACUUCGGCCUACUCUUAGCCAGGUCCUGUUAUUACCGAAAGAAGAACGAUUGCCGGACUUGGAAGAGAAGUGUCAAACUGCUUGUUACGAUGUAUCUGCAACGUAGAAGCCGUGGGAAUACUGCCGUUUUUCAGUUAUCUUCGAGCCAGGCAGUUGUUUCUGCGCCAAGUUUCAACGCACCUCAAGUGGUCAGCAUGUCAUCACACAUUACAGGAGUUGAUGUCUGGGAAACUCGUGUGCUACUGUGGAGCAUCGAAGAAGCAAGUGUUUUUGAGCUGAAUCCUCCAGGAAUCCAGCAGGCAUGCCACUUCAAAAUACAGGAGAACGCUUCACUUGCAGUCAACCAUAAUUCGAUUUUCCAGACGGGAGGCUCAUCAGUUGGAGUGUUGAGCUUAGAGGGUUUGUUGAAGCAAACUUUGCCUCUGGAUGAGACGCAAGGCCAGGCACUCUGUUUGGAUGUUUGUCGAGACUUUCUUGUCCUGGCGACAACUAGCAACAUUAUACGCACAUGGAAGGUGGAUGGCACAGAAGUUAAGCCUCAUGGACCCAUCUCAGGCCGCAAAAUGAAAGUCGGUGAGGAUGACAAGCUCGUCAUAACUUCUGUGAGAUGUAAUAGCGAUUGCAGUCGAAUCAGCUUGCUUGUCAAAUGUGGGCCUGAUUCUCAAGAAAACUGUCUUUUGGUUGUUUUCGAUACCAUCGCUGAUAGAUUCUUCUCACUCGACUUCAGGCAUUUGCAGAGGGUUCCAACAUCACAUUGUUGGGAUGGUGGAGAGUCUCGGCUUAUCGUCUGUGAGACAGCUCAGGAGCACUUAGAGGCUACAUCGAUAUCAGGGAAGAACUCUGGAGAUUUACAGCUCACAGUACUAUUCGCAACUUCUGAAGAUGGACUCUUGGAGCUGGAGCAGGUCGAUAUUGGAUUCAAGUCUAGGCUUUUGGGGAUGGACAUACCUUAUUAUCAUAUCCUCACCAACAAGUCUGCUAAGAAAGACACACCUUCCAUCGAUAAGAUACCAAUGAGAGACUUUGUUGGCCUGGAAGACGUCGAUAUCAAAGAGAGAGCUGCACUAGUUGAGUUCAAUUACAACUUGAUACUGGGGAAUCUGAAUGGUGCAUACGAAGCAAUUCAAGCCAUCAAGGAUAAGAAAAUUUGGCAUAGCUUGGCGUGCAUAUGUGUAAAAACUAAACGAGUUGAUGUUGCGAUACACUGCUUUGCUACCAUGGGUUAUGCCUCAGCGGCAGGAUUUGUUCGUGCUUCUUUGCUUGAACCGGAGGAGGAUGCCAGGGUUGCAGCUGUAGCCAUUCAGCUAGGACUUCUAGACGCAGCACGACAGCUGUAUAUAUCAUGCAAGCGUUUUGAUCUACUGAAGAAGCUCUAUGAGACUUGUGGCGAGUGGGAUAAAGCAAUCGAGGUGACCUCAAAACACGAUCGCGUGCACUUGAAAGGCACACUACAUGCAUAUGCCAAGCAUCUGGAGUCUAUAGGAAGUAUCAAAGAUGCAAUACACCACUACGAAGUAUCUGGAAGCCACAGGCAUGAAGUUCCGCGUAUGUUGUACUCGAUUCAGCAAAUGAAAGAAUUGCAAGACUAUAUAGACAAGAGCGGUGAUCCACCUCUGCAGCGAUGGUGGGCUCACUUUUGUGAAGCUAAUAACUUGCUUUCUCAGGCUAUCGACUACUAUACUCUUGCAGGGGACGUCCCCUCUCUAGUGCGUGUUUAUUGCUUCAAAAGCGACUUCUCCACUGCAGCUGCUCUUGUUUUGGAAAGUUCAGAUGCCGCCGCUGCCUUUUCAUUAGCUCGUCAGUAUGAAAAAUCAGGACAUAUCCGUCAAGCCAUAAAGUUCUUCUCGAAAGCAGGAAAGUUUACAUACGCUGCUCGCCUUGCCAUGAAGCAUAACAUUGACAAUGAGCUACUAGCUCUUUCACUCCAGAGCACGAAGGAGAUGAUGACGAAAGCUGCAAAAUAUUAUGAAGACCAGAAGAAGUACGAAGAAGCUGUUCUGUUAUAUCACAAGGGAGGUGAUUUGGAGAAAGCCAUCAAUGUUUGCUUUCGGACAAGACUCUACGAUGCUCUCAAAGCUAUUGCUGAGGAUCUAGAUAAAAAUGAAGAUCCAGCUCUUCUUGCUAAAUGUGGAGACUUCCUUUUGGCGAACAAGCAGAUUGAUAAAGCAGUGCAACUUUUUAUCGCUGCUAAACAGUAUAUGGUUGCUCUUGACUUGUGUAUGACUGAGGGAGUCAUUCUGACCGACAAGAUGGCGGAGGCUAUGAAUCUGGAAGACCCAAAGUCUGAGGAGUCUAUCCUUUUGCUCCACAAGAUAGCUGAAGUCUUCAACGCUCAAGGAUCCUAUCACCUCGCUUGCAAAAAAUACACACAAGCAGGCGAUAGACUAGCAGCCAUGAAGGCCUUAUUGAAAUCAGGAGACACCGAGAGAAUCAUAUUCUUUGCCAACGUUUCUAGACACAAACAGAUCUAUAUACUCGCAGCAAAUUACUUGCAAAAUCUUGACUGGCAUCAUGAUGGAAGUAUCAUGAGGACAAUUAUUCAGCUGUAUAGUAAAGCCGGGGACGUGGACGCAUUAGCAUCAUUCUACGAGUCUUGCGCGCAGAUUGAAAUCGAUGAAUAUCGUGACUAUGAGAAGGAAGGCUCUGGGAGCCAUGACAGAGGCACUGAAGUAUAUUAGUAACUCAAAGAGCCCAUACAAAGAUGAAGAAAUUCAGUCCUUGAAAAGACGCAUUUCAGAAGUUGAACAGUUCGUCCAGGUAAGAAAAAUGGCAAAAGGUGAUCCGGCCGGAUUAGUUCAAGCCUGUAACGAACUUCUCACUCAACUGACGAAAUCUGCAACCAGCACUCAGGCAUCGGUGCGAAUUGGCGAUCUUCAUGCGUUGCUCAUUGAGUAUUACUUCAGUCAAGGAAGCAUGGAGCAGGCGUUUCACGUUAUAGAAAAAAUGAGAGAAAGAAAAAUUGCUUUGGGUCCCUUCGUGGACCAGAACGUGUUACUUUCUAUUUAUCAGGCACUGGGCUUGGAAGCCACUGACGAUGAUCUUGCUGACACAGUUGGUGAAGAAAUCAUCUCGGCUUGAAAACAAAGUUACCAACAAAUACCAUAUGUUCAAGGGUUCAAAGUACGAAAAAGUUCCUGAAACUCAUGUUCUAUGAUUGUUUCCAGCUGCAACGGAUAAUAACUCAUGAGUGCCUGUCAAUUUAUUAAAGAGCUGCAUGUCAAUCGAAGCCUCAAAAAUGCAAAUCACGUUUUACAUAUGACAAUUUACUUCGCGCUAAGCGUAGACAACUUCACUUCGGUAAAACCUGGAACAAAAUGAUACACGAUAUUCACAAAGCUCCCAGAGAAACAAACUCAUGCGGGGCUUUCUUCAAUUGCAUAGAGGGAUGCUAAAUUGAAUACUACAAUUUGUUGACACCUAGUUUCUCAUUGACUUCAAGUAUCUAACAGACAAUGGGGCACGAAGUCAAAAGCUUAGACAGGCUCAAGCUCAGCAGCAUGACGCGCUCUCGCAUGUUAUGGUGCUGAGCUUCAAAAAUGUCUGCCGGUAUGCCGGUAGAUUAUUCUGGUGGAGGUUGUAAGCCGGCUUUGAAGAACUGCUCGGUGUCUUGCAACUGCAAGCUCUGCUCCACUUGAAACAAACCUCUAUGUGUGAUUCUGCAUUUAGACACCUGACAAGCAAGCGAUUUCGUAUCGGAAGUAUGUGAACUGCGCAUUUGUAAUUUACAAGGAGGAUUUUCCCUCUACACCUUCACUCCAAGAAAUAUCUCCUCAUUUGGAGGUCACCUCUGUGUUCAUGUCUCCCCAUCUUACAUGGUGUUUGGCAGCCAGGUAAUGCGCACCCACGGGCCCUCUGCUCCCGUACGGGUACAACUCUGGUGCUACUCUCUUGUCCUCGAGCUCCUUCAGCAAUGGGGUGAAAAGUGCCCAGGCGGCAUCGAGCUCAUCACUUCUAAUAAACAGUCGACGCUCUCCCUCGAUUGCAUCGAGCAAAAGACGUUCGUAGGCAUCGGGAAUUUCAUGAGAAUA